AUGGAAGAAUCUGUUCAAGAAGUCGGCAACACAAAUUUUUGGGAGAACGUUUAUAAUGAAUGGGACUGUGACAACACUUGUGAAGGAGAUGUGGAUGCAAUGACAAAAGGGUUGUUUAGUAAAUACCUGCAAAUCAUUAGCUCGAGUGUACAACACCGUUGUGCCGUUUUUCAAAUAGAAGACGCUCUACAAAGAGUUGCAAGAACACAAAAAGAGUAUCACGAGUUGUUUUGGGGAUGUAUCAAAAAGUAUAUUGAAAACAAUAGCGAGACAGAUAAGGACGGGAUGCUGGACUCUCUUCAAUUACCUGAGGAGGAAAGUGUGGACUUUCCAAUUGAAUUGAAAGGGAUUAAGUACUCAAUUAGUGUAAAGUUUGGGUCGAACCCAGUCGUUUUCCAAGACGGCAAAUUCCCAGCGUCGUCGAUGGAAAGACACAUCACACUCCAAAACUUGUUUUCUGGGAAACUGUCUGCAAUUGUUGUUCCACUACAAAAGACUGUUGAAAGUGUUGUGAUAACUAAUUUAAAGAAAACGGCGACGUUCGAUACACAUUUUGGAGGGUAUAAUGAACAGACAAAAAAUUUUCAUUUGAACGAAAUGAAGGAAGGAGACUUUUAUGUGACACGACAUACAAAUAAAUAUUACCACAUAGUCAUCCACACGUAUUUUGAAAAUGGAGUGUUUGACUUUGCAGAUAAAGAGAACGAGAAAACGUUCUUUGGCAAUUUGAUAUUCUUUUGUCAUUCACAAAAAGUCGAUUCACUCCACUUUCUUAUGGACGGAGCACUUUCAGAGGAUGUUGCAAAAAAUAUGGUGACGGAGUCUUUCACUAAUAUCAGACAGGCGAUGAUUAAUGAUGAGUUCACGACAAUAUCAGAAAUUGAAUUUAUAUGUUCCGAAGAGGCAAUUGAGCAGAAAGUACUCAAAGAGCAUUUUAUCUUGACAAUACACCCCCAAUGA
This is a messenger RNA of Entamoeba invadens IP1, 960 nucleotides long. RefSeq lists its product as hypothetical. The coding region runs from base 1 to 960 and encodes 319 amino acids. The transcript has a single exon. Lineage: Eukaryota; Evosea; Mastigamoebida; Endamoebidae. The record is from RefSeq and is a predicted model, not a curated record.